GUGAGACUCGAGGGGUAUAUACACCUCCCCGUCCGGCCAGCCUAGAGUUCCAGCAAAAUCCCCAAUCCAGCAGAGCACUCUCCCUCCGCCCCUCGUUUCCCCACCCACCAGCCUAGGGUUCCGGCGAGAUGAAGCAGCAGGAUGGAGCUAGCCCGGCCAAGAUGUUCAUCGGCGGGCUCUCCAGGCAGACAAGCAUGGGUACGUUCAAAGAGUACUUCGGGAAGUACGGGGAGAUAAUCGAUGCGGUAAUAAUGAAGGACCGCCAUACCCAAAAGCCUAGAGGCUUUGGAUUUAUUACCUAUUCAGAUCCUGCUAUUGUUGACAGAGUGAUUGAAGAUAACCAUGUCAUUGAUGGCAAGCAGGUCGAAAUUAAAAGGACUAUCCCGAAGGGUGCUGCCCCCCUGAAAGAUUUCAAGACAAAGAAGAUUUUUGUUGGCGGAUUGCCUACUGCUCUAACAGAUGGUGAAUUCAAGGACUUCUUUUCAAAGUUUGGAAAGGUGGUGGAACAUGAGAUCAUCUGUGAUCAUUCGACCAACCGGUCACGAGGAUUUGGAUUUAUAGUGUUUGAUGCAGAAAAAACUGUAGAUGAAUUGUUAGCUAAGAAAGGCAAUAAGAUUGAUCUAAAUGGUACUCAGGUGGAGAUCAAGAAGGCAGAACCAAAGAAACCCUCUAACCCACCUCAUUCACUUGAUAGCAAACCUAGGAGAUCUCCUUAUGCAGAUGGUUAUGAUGGAUUUGCCAGCCGUUACAACAAUGGUGGUCGCCUUGCCCCCUAUAAAUCACCUGGUUUUGGCGCUAGGCCUGGCAGCUACAGUAGUGCUUAUGUUCCUGGCAGCUACAGUAGUGCUUAUGUUCCUGGUGACUAUAGUAGCGGCUAUGGUCGUUAUGAUGGAGCAUUUGGAGGUUAUCACGGAGAAUCGUCGCUCUACUCCAGUCGUUUUGGUGGCAGUUAUGGUGGUGGUUUAGGUGGUGCAUAUGGGCGUGAUGCUGUGCCUUAUGGCACGUCUAGCUAUGGGCCUAGUUAUGACUCUUCAGGUGCCAGUGCCGAUCCUAGUGUUAGGUCUGGCAUGGGUGGACUCUAUGGUGCUAGGGGAGGCUAUGGUAGCAGCAGUGGUGGUGGUGCUACUGGUCGCUACCAUCCAUAUGCAGGGUAAGCCAAUGCUAGAUGAGAACUUAAGAGAUAUCACCUGCAGCUAGAAGAACCUUGUGAUCUGCUUAGUUUGCUACUCCAUGGUUGUAGAACUUAAAGACGUUGUUUAGUGUUUGAAAUUUAAACAUACUGAAGUUGAAAUUUAGACUUACUCAAGACU
Molecule: messenger RNA, 1310 nt
Organism: Triticum dicoccoides
Lineage: Eukaryota; Viridiplantae; Streptophyta; Magnoliopsida; Poales; Poaceae
Product: heterogeneous nuclear ribonucleoprotein 1-like
Exons: 6
Coding region: 129-1154 (341 amino acids)
Biological process (GO): regulation of gene expression
Cellular component (GO): chromatin; nucleoplasm
Molecular function (GO): RNA binding
Source: RefSeq, a predicted model, not a curated record